This is a messenger RNA of Thlaspi arvense, 639 nucleotides long. The record is from the annotation of a GenBank genome assembly. Lineage: Eukaryota; Viridiplantae; Streptophyta; Magnoliopsida; Brassicales; Brassicaceae.
AUGUUCUUUGUGGUAUUGUCACAGGACGUUGUUCUAGGAGGAAUCGACACUUCUGCAAUAACAAUGACAUGGGCAAUGGCAGAACUUGCUAGAAACCCUAGAGUGAUGAAGAAAGUUCAAUCUGAAAUCAGAAGCCAAAUGGGGAACAAAUCCAAGAUCAGCUUGGAUGACACGGAUCAGCUAAGUUAUCUGAAAAUGGUGAUCAAGGAAACAUGGAGACUACAUCCUCCAGCACCUCUUCUGGUCCCAAAAGAAGUAAUAUCUGAAUUUGAGAUCAAUGGCUACACGAUCCAACCAAAGACAUUGCUUCACGUGAACGUGUGGGCUAUAGGGCGUGAUCCUGAUACAUGGAAAGACCCAGAUAUGUUUUUACCAGAAAGGUUUAUUGACAGUAACAUUGAUACAAAAGGACAGCACUUUGAGUUGUUACCGUUUGGGGGUGGCCGCAGAAUCUGUCCUGCAAUCUACAUGGGAACAACAAUGGUGGAGUUUGGUCUUGCAAAUAUGCUGUAUAACUUUGACUGGAACUUACCAGAAGGCAUGGUGGUUGAAGAUAUAGACAUGGAAGAAGCUCCUGGGCUCACCGUGAGGAAGAAAAAUGAUCUCCUACUUGUACCUGUUAAGUACUUGAACAGUUGA